This is a messenger RNA of Sphaeroforma arctica JP610, 237 nucleotides long. RefSeq lists its product as hypothetical. The transcript has a single exon. NCBI's taxonomy places the organism in Eukaryota, Ichthyosporea, Ichthyophonida. The record is from RefSeq and is a predicted model, not a curated record. Bases 1 to 237 code for a protein of 78 amino acids.
AUGGCACACCAAGACAACCAGAGACAGCAGGACAGCCCCAAGAAAAGAAAGGGACGCAUAUACGUGCAUGUCCUUAUUGUAAGGUGUCAUCAGUCCCACAUCGAUUUUAUCAGCCCUAUGAAGGCAUCAAAUCAGAACAAGAGGGCUGAGGAGCGUGGCAAGAACGAUGUGCAAGUAGGCAGACUAUUCAUUACCUCAAGGAAGGUAGAAGAGAUAGUAGAUGGCGAUGAGUCCUGA